Chara braunii is the source of this 3061-nucleotide messenger RNA. NCBI's taxonomy places the organism in Eukaryota, Viridiplantae, Streptophyta, Charophyceae, Charales, Characeae. The record is from the annotation of a GenBank genome assembly.
GCGCGGAGGUUGGGACGGAAAUGAUCGGAGUGCACAAUCUAAGGAAGAAUAUGUGACAAUCGAAGGAAGAACAUGUGGAAAGGACCCGAUCCCGGUACCGAUCCAUCCUCCUUCCCCCCCCCCCCCCUCUCAAUACCGAUCGAUCCUGUAGUGGAAGGGCGGGGAGGGAGGAGGAACGUCGAUCUCUUAGUGGAUAGAGAUGCAGCAAAACUUCAGGUCCCGAUCCCGAUUGAUCGUCCCAGCAGAUCGAUCGGUAUGGGAGGGAAGGAACAUGACAGCUGCGGUCGCGUCAGGGAAACGACAGCUGGCCGAGUGAAGAGAGGUCCAGCGUGGUGGGCUGUGUCUUUGGCGGCGCUCCGUUCAUCUUCUCCCUUGACUUGGAACGUCAUUCAGCGCAAUCUGCAGAUGCAAAAGUCUUCAGAAGAAGAUGUCUCUUAAGUGACUCUUAAGUGAACAUACGUAAUUCUAUUGCUGACGGCCGUGAUUGACCGGCAAUAGGUGCAAUUGAUUGACAGAUUAAAAAAAAAAUAAAAAAAAUCGAGAAAUGGUAGAUCUUUCUGUGAACGGCUGCGAUCGACAGAGUGCGCAACAACCUCGAGGUUAAAAUUGGCACAAAUAAUUCACACAGAGAAGAAGAUUAGCAUGGCCCCUCCUCCUCCGUAAGGAGGAUAGGAUGACGCGCACGAACGCAUGGAUACGCUUGUUUGUUUUCUUCUCUCUCUCUUAGAUGUGUGUGUAUAUCCUUCCUUCGUUGCUGAUUACGUCUCUAGCUGGUGGCGAAUGGGUAUAUAUAUCAUCGUCAGCGCUCCGUCGUUAUGAUUGGAACAACUUUUCACAAAGAGAGAGAGAACGAGAGAGAGAGCGAGAGAGAGAGAGCGAAGAAGAAGAAGAUUCGCAUGGCCCCGGCAGGAGGAUGACGCGCACGAACGCAUGCAUGGAUAUGAUGCUUGUUGUCUUCGUCUCUAGCGCUGGGAUGUUUGUGUAUAUUCUGUGUUGGCUCACGAGUAUCGUCCGCGCUUUGAAGCGAUGGACCAAUUUGCUGAUGGACCGCUUGCAUUGACUGGUCGUCGGCGGAGGGUCGGUGGUGAUAGACGGAUGAUGGUGAUUGGCGGAUGUGAUAUAUUUUUGUGAUAUAUUUGUGAUACGAUGACAAUAUAUCCGGUGAUCACGUGAUUGUAUUGAUUGGCUAGGAAGAUGAGGUGCAUGAUCGGUGAGGAACGAGACAGCGUUACAUCAUCAUACUAGGUCGACGAUUGGUCGGUAGUGCACAGAUGGAUGGUUGGGUUGGUUGGUUUUUGUACGGGUAGGUAGGGGGUAUAUAUAUAUGCCUCCAAAGAAGGUUUUAAUUCAGUCGGUAUAUGACCCCAUAAACUGUUGAAAUGCAGACGUCAUUUCGAAUCUAGAUGAACUUAGAAGAAUCCUUGAAUUACUGAGGGCUGGGUUCCUUUGACGAUGACAAUGGGUGGGUGACCAACCGGAGGACUGGGCGAUAUGAUCGGUGCAGAGCGACUGAUAAUUCAAUCAGAAUUGCGUGGAUUUUUUUUUAUUUUUAUUUUUUUUUCUGUUGGGCUCUUGCGACGAUGGCUUGGUUGUGUGGCGAUGUAUGAAAUGUGCAGAACUUGAAACGACACGUGGCUAGUAUCAUCAGCAUCAGCAUUGGCAUCAGCAUCGGCAUCAGCAGCAGCAUCAGCAUCAGCAUCAGCAUCAGCAGCAGCAGCAGCAGCAGCAGGAGGAGCAGGAGGAGCAGGAGGAGCAGGAGGAGGAGGAGGAGGAGGAGGAGGAGGAGGAGGAGGAGGAGGAGGAGGAGGAGGAGAAGAAGAAGAAGAAGAAGAAGAAGAAGAAGAAGAAGAAGAAGAAGAAGAAGAAGAAAAGAAAUCGGCAGCAGGUUCGGCAGCAGCAGCAGAAGAAGAAGAAGAAGAAGGUGGUGAAGAAGAAGUAGCAGAACUUCAAGGGGAAGAGAGAGAAGAAGAAGGUGUGUGUCUGUCUAUGCCUCGAGGUGUGACAGAUUGGUACGGUGCGAUGAAGAAGAAGGAGGGAUGCUCGGUAACCCCAUGUCCCAGGUGCUUCGAGCCUAUGACAGACCCUAUAUACCAAUGCAGCAUGGGGCAUUCCUACUGCCAGAAGUGCAAGAACAACCCCUCAACUUGCGCUGCUUGCAAGGGUCCGACCGUGAGGAUGCGCAGCAAAGCCUUGGAGAAGGUGACCUUCGGCAUCAGCGGCCCGUGCAAGUACCAAGCCGAAGGGUGCGGCCAGGUUCUUGAGCACCACCUUAUGCCGAAACAUGAGGACACUUGCACCUUUAGACCCCUAGGGUGUGUUCUCCCCAUGUGCGGCUUUACGGGCAGCACCUCGCGAAUUCUGGACCACCUGAAGACCCACAACGAGGUCCAAGUCAUGAGGUUGAAGGACCGAUGGUGGACCAACGGCUGGUCCCUUAAGGUUCCCAUCUACCGCCUACCCCUCCUCAACAAGUACGCCCAGCUGAGGCCCACUGUACUGCGCGCCGGAAACGGGGUCUUCUGCUACUACACGGAGAUCGUAGGGGGUCAGUACUUCUACGGCUGCCUCCAGUACAUGGGCAAUCCAGUAGACAUAGUGAAUAACCGGUACGCGUAUUCGAUUGAAAUUGGUGGGAAAGAGAGGAGGAUCCUGUUCGAGAGCACGCCCUACAGCAGCCGGGAGGGAUACCGACAGGUGCGAGAUUCCCUCGACUGUCUGUCCUUCGACAUUGGGAUGAUGAAACUGCUUGUGGAAAAGGACCGCCGGGAGGGGACCGAGGUCUUGUACUCCACCGUCCGAGUCUGGAAACGGGGCCUCUCUGAGUCUCUCAAGACCUUCCUCAGGGUCGUCUUCACCUUCCUCCUCCUCGCCUGGCUGGCCAAGCUUGCCUACAGCGCCGUUGCCGACGGAAUCCUCGAUCAGUAUGUCGAUGUCAGUCUUCUCCUCGCACCCUUUGGUAGACGACGGUCGGGAUGGUUCUGAAAAGCGAAAAAAAAAAAACCGUCCCAGGAUUUGAAAAAACGAAAACGGAAAAAAACAGGAACAAAACCAUAGUUUUAAG